Molecule: messenger RNA, 1295 nt
Organism: Camellia sinensis
Lineage: Eukaryota; Viridiplantae; Streptophyta; Magnoliopsida; Ericales; Theaceae
Source: RefSeq, a predicted model, not a curated record
AUGGUGGUUUGGGUGAUUGCAGAUUGCUCUUCCGGUUCAAAUCGGUUUCCAAACAUUGGCUCUCUCUCAUCACUCACCCCUACUUCUCUCACUGCCACCAAAUCCUCAACCGGCAUCCCUUCUAGCCUAUUCCUACAGUUGCACCGCUCGUCCCGACUCAACAACCCAGAAUAUGAAUUCGUCUCUUUCAAUGACCCACUCACCUUCACUCCCCCUUUCAGAAUUCUCACUUUCAUCCCCGAUCCAUCUGGUUUAAAAAUUCUACAAUCUUGCAAUGGAUUGUUGUUCUGUUGCAGCUCUCAAACUCAUAACCUUAAACGCAAAUACUAUGUAUACAAUCACACCACCAAACAGUUCACUACACUUCCUACACUGGGUUUUGGUUCUCCAAGACCCGUUCACGGUGUGAAUUUCGCUUUCAAUCCUGCAAAAUCGCCUCACUACAAAGUUAUGUGUGUUCAGAGCUCAGACUUCAGUUCUGAGCAUUACCAGAUCAAGAUCUACUCCUCCAAUACUGGUCCUUGGAGGGUUUCUGGUCAACCUUUCAUUGCUCAUGUUAACAUUCAAUUCAAUUGCGGGGUUUAUUGGAAUGGCGCAAUUCAUUGGCUCAGCAUCCGGGGAGAUCCGUUGUGUUUUGUUGUUGAUAAAAAAUGUCUUCAAAUAAUGUCGAUGCCUCCACUUCCAUCAGGCUACGAUCGGAGGUGGUUUAACUAUUUUGGGGAGUCGGGUGACCAUUUGCAUCUGAUCGAGAGGUAUCGUCCUCCAAACACGCAGUUCAACAUCUAUGAAUUAGAGAGACCGUUCAGAGUGGUUUGUGAAGUAUCGAAUCGACCUUGGUUCAGUUGCUGCUGAAUUUCCAGAGAUGAUUCCAACCAGAACAAUUGCAGAGCACUUGAAUUUCUACAACUUUGUUAUACUUUCGGUUGUCGGAGAGAAACAACAGAUGGGGGGGAGUCGUCGUUCAUGGUGUUGCACAUAAAUGGUAAGGUGAUGCGGUACAGUUUUGAGGAUAAGAGUUUGAAGAAGCUCUGUGAUUUUGCUGCUUCAGCUCCAGGUCGACCUGUGAGUUUUGGUGGAAGGCGCCUUUGUUUUCCAUUUAUUGAGUCUCUUUCUUGCGUUUGAUAUUGUUGAGACCAAAGGAUGGAUUGUAAAUUACAAUUUUUAUUUGUUCAAAUAAUAAUAAUACUGUAAUGAUAAAUUACAGUUUAUAAUUAAAUAAAUUUUAAUUAUUUCUAUUGGGGGUAUUCAAAUAGGCCAUGUGACAUAGCUUGAUAUUUUUACGACUCUAUAUUAAU